Molecule: messenger RNA, 3273 nt
Organism: Doryrhamphus excisus (bluestripe pipefish)
Lineage: Eukaryota; Metazoa; Chordata; Actinopteri; Syngnathiformes; Syngnathidae
Gene: kcng3
Product: potassium voltage-gated channel, subfamily G, member 3
Biological process (GO): potassium ion transmembrane transport; protein homooligomerization; action potential
Cellular component (GO): voltage-gated potassium channel complex; membrane
Molecular function (GO): delayed rectifier potassium channel activity; protein binding
Source: RefSeq, a predicted model, not a curated record
GCAACAUUGAGCGAAUACACUUUUCCUGCGUGGCUCGGUGCGUGAUACCAGUGACGCCAUUGCCCCCCCCCCCCGGACAGGGGUGGAGAGUGCUCCCCGGGUUGCUGAGUGCACAAGGAGCACAGACAACAGCAGACUACCGAGGGGGCAGGGAGAAAGAUUUGACGACUUCACCGCCACUCCCGGACAACCACGCCCCGGGGGAGGGGAGAAGCGGGGUGGCCGCCAGGUGUCUCAACUUCCGCCAUGGAAGCGGGAAAGAGCGCGUGAAGGGGGAGUUUUCCGGCAGGUUUCCGUGCAGCGAUGAAGUUCGGGAAGAGUAUCUGCGUUCUCAACGUCGGGGGGACCCGCUACGCCUUCACCCGCGACGUGAUCCGGGAUUUCCCACUCCGGCGCGUCAGUCGCCUCCAUGCGUGCGCCACGGAGAAGGAGGUCCUGGAGCUGUGCGACGACUACGAUCGGGACCGAAACGAGUUCUUCUUCGACCGCCACGCUCAGGCGUUCGUCUUCAUCAUGCUCUACGUGCGAUCCGGAAAACUCCGCUUGCUGCCCGGCGUGUGCGAGCUGUCCUUCUACACCGAGAUGCUCUACUGGGGGCUGGAGAGCGCGCACUUGGACUCCUGCUGCCAGAAGCGCCUGGACGACCGGCUUUCCGAGAUCGGGCUGGACGGGCUCUCCGAAGAGGACGGAGGCGGGUCUGGGAACGAGACCCAGAGUGUGAGCGAUCCGGGGCAGCGAGGGGCGCUCAGCGGGCGCGCCAAGUGGCUGGAGAGGACGCGGAGGGCUUUCGAGGAACCCAACUCUUCCAUCGGGGCGCAGCUGCUGGCCUCGGUGUCCGUCAUCUUUGUCAUCGUGUCCAUGGUCAUGCUGUGUGCCAGUACUCUGCCGGACUGGGACACGGCCAAGAGGACCACCGUGGAGGAGCACAGGAUAGUCGAGGCUGUUUGCAUCGGCUGGUUCACGGCUGAGUGCACCAUGCGCUUCCUGGUGGCACGGGACAAGUGGGACUUCCUCCGUCGGCCACUCAACAUUAUCGACGUGAUCGCCAUCACACCUUACUACGUCACCAUGGCGCUGGCCCGGGCGGGGAUGCCGGGCGCUGGGCUCGGGGUGGCGGGCGUCAUCCUGCGUGUGCUUCGGAUGAUGCGAGUCUUCUGGCUCAUGAAGCUGGCCCGCCACUUCCUGGGCCUGCAGACGCUGGGGCUGACGCUGCGGCGCUGCUACCGGGAGAUGGUGAUGUUGAUGGUGUUUGUCUGUGUCGCCAUGGCGAUAUACAGCGCCCUGGCACAGCUCCUUGAGCACGGGUUGGAUUUGGGCUCGCAGAAUCAGGAUUACGCCAGCAUCCCGGCCGCUGCCUGGUGGGUCAUCAUCUCCAUGACUACUGUGGGGUACGGGGAUGUCUACCCUGUGACCGUCGGAGGGCGGGUUCUCGGGGGGAUGUGCGUGGUGAGCGGCAUCGUCCUGCUCGCCCUGCCCAUCACGUUCAUCUACCACAGCUUUGUACAGUGCUACCAUGAACUCCGACUCCGCUCGGCCAGAUACGCUCGCAGCAUCUCCAUGGAAAUGCUCCAGUGACCAUUUUAUUCCCCUUUGGGACAGUGGCCCCGCCCUUUUUAUCCUUUCAUUUUUAACACCAUUUGAACAGAGGAAUGAAAAACACACGAGCAGCGUCACUCUGCAUGGUUUCCCCUGUGGACUCUGUUUGCACUGCAUCUCUCUGUGUUUGCCCGGUCUUCAGAGUCCUAGCUUGUUCCGGGCUGAGCGUGACCUAGAUGUGCUCUCUACAUGUGAACGAGGUGCACAACGACAACGACAGAGGAGUUUGUGUGUGUGUGUGUGUGUGUGUGUGUGUGUGUGUAGAGAAAAGGCUGAAAGGAAAACUGUACUUUGGGGGGGAAUUAUCUCCAUAAUCCGCAAUCCGUAUGUGAGACAUCUGUGCAUUCUAAAGAUAUCAAAACACAUAAAAAGAGACACCUCGUGUCCAUUGUUUUUAGCAGAUUUUUAUGUGUACUAACGAGCUGUCUCUUUUAAUGUUUUUAGAUUUUACGUUAAGCCCCCUCUCAAAAGUGCAGUUUUCCUUGAAGUCGGUGAAAUACAGAGGCAGAGGUUGAAGGUGGCCGACAUAAACAAUAAAGCAGAUGGCGUGCGAAGUUGAAGGAUAAAAUGGAUGUGGAAUGAGCACAAAGAAUAAAUAGGAAUGUGUGUCUUCACUCUCCAUUUUGUAUUUCAGCAUCUCCACGGCAACCUCAUUCAGCGGCAUGCCAAUCACAAAUAGGCCACGGUCACACACACACACACACACACACACACACGCGGUAUUGUCCUGCUGUUAUUGGGGGGAAAUAGGACGUGGUUGCAGCAAUUAAACAUGGCGAAAGAGAGCACACAAAUGAACAACGGCAAAGGUCCUGACAUUCCAUGAAUCACGUUUGCAGGUUAAUGAAAUGACGUGAUCGGUGGAAGAGAAGCAGAAUCCAAACAAACAAGUUGACACCUCUCCCACACAACAGUCUCUCUCUCUUCUUCUUCUUCCACCUAUCGCCUUCUGCCCUCCUCUCGAUCAGACAUCUUUGUGUGUACACACACACACACACACACACACAUAUAUAUAUAUAUACAUGUUGCCAUGUAUGUCAAUUUUUCAUCAAGCAGAGCUGUAUGACUUGUAGAGUUGCCACGUUGAUAUCUUUUGUGUGCCUUCAGUGUGCUUUUCAAGUAGCAUCAAUGCCACACAAGUGGAAUAGAAUCAGUAUUUUGUCAGCGCUAAUGGCUCCUAUAGAGCAUCACAACAAAGCCUCUUUCAUCUGUAGAUCGUAACUGAUGUAUCCAGUGUAGACUUUUAGAAUAAAGCAAUGGCUGAUUGUGCAGGUACGAAUCAGACUUGCCAGUCUUUUGCUGUCAGUCGACAAAUCGAUGCUUGUGAUAAAAUAACCAUCUGUUUUCCAGGGUGGGCUCACCUGACAUAUUGCAGAACUGAUGCAGACGUUUCAGGACGGCUUGCCAAAGCACGCGUCAUGUGAUAAUGACAUUGUGUUUACACUUCCAGGCCGCCUCCAAGCAAUCAGGCAGCGCUCGGAGGCCAGGAACACCUGAGUCUUUUGGCGAGGUUGAUGGCCUGAUGGUAGUUACAUUUUUGCAGCCAUUUUCCAAGCAAAUUUGGACAUAUCGGCUUUGAAAGUUGCCAACAACAGCUUUCCUUGGCAAAGAUGAACUACUACGUCAUUGACGCUGCCUGGUGACCAUCAGAUGAACAAUAAUGUGCAAUAAAAUAAG